AUGAAGCUUCCCGCGAAGGGUAUAAAACACCCCUUCGCAUUGAUUUGUUUUAUGACAUUACGUUCUAGUUGCAAGAUGAAAGUGCUAACGUUGAUGCUACUGUGCGUGAUGCUGGGUGCCACGAUGGCAGCCCGGUGCAUACGGGACAACAGCAACGGUGAGCCCGGCUGCAAAACGAAGGAGGAAAUCGAGCAAGGAGUCUGGCGCCACAACUAUGAUCCGACGCGUUACUGGGAGUGUACGAAGCUGAACGAGCGCGCAAUUUUGCGCUCCUGCCAGGAUCAAGCGUUCCAUCCGACGCAACUGGACUGUGUCGACUGGGACGACUGGGAGUGGGAACCGGUGUGUGCUCCCCUUAGCCGUCCGGACCAGUAA
Anopheles maculipalpis is the source of this 375-nucleotide messenger RNA. RefSeq lists its product as uncharacterized. The transcript is spliced from 2 exons. The coding region runs from base 1 to 375 and encodes 124 amino acids. NCBI's taxonomy places the organism in Eukaryota, Metazoa, Arthropoda, Insecta, Diptera, Culicidae. Gene Ontology annotation, molecular function: chitin binding. The record is from RefSeq and is a predicted model, not a curated record.